Molecule: messenger RNA, 3294 nt
Organism: Effrenium voratum
Lineage: Eukaryota; Dinophyceae; Suessiales; Symbiodiniaceae
Source: the annotation of a GenBank genome assembly
AUGGCGCAUGCGAGAAUCCAAACCGCCUUGGGCAAGCACCACUACAACUUCAUCAAGAAGGUUGGAGAGGGCUCCUUCGGCGCUGCCAUCCUUUGCCAGCAUGACUCAGAGAAGGAUCGAGACACCAAGGCUAUCGUGAAGAUGAUCGACAUCAGUCGUGCCUCGAAGCAGGAGAAGGAUGACGCCCUCAAGGAAAGCAAGGUGCUCGCCUCCCUGAAGCAUCCCUACAUCGUGCGGUACAGGGAGAGCUUUCACGAGGACGGCUGGCUGUGCAUUGUGAUGGAUUACUGCGAGGGCGGUGAUCUUGCUGGCAAGAUCAAGAGCGCAAGGCAGUCGAGCAAGAUCUUCCCUCAAGACCAGGUUGUGAGAUGGUUCACCCAGGCGAUCCUUGCCCUCAAGUACAUUCAUGACCUCCACAUUCUUCAUAGAGACUUGAAGUCUGGAAAUUUCUUCUUGUCCAAGAGCGGCAACAUCAAGAUGGGCGACUUUGGCAUCGCCAAGGUCUUGGAGUGCACCGCAGCAUGCGCGCAGACGCAGAUCGGCACGCCAUACUAUCUCUCGCCAGAGAUUUGUCAAGGCAAGAAUUAUGCCUGGAGCUCUGAUAUUUGGAGCAUGGGCUGCAUUCUCUACGAGAUGUGUGCCAGGAAGGUGCCCUUUGACGCGCCCGACUUGAAAAGCCUCAUCCACAGGAUCACGAAGGAGCCUGCGCCAGAGAUCCCCUCCGACUAUGGUGUGGGCGUGCGGAACCUCGGCAAGGAGCUCCUGGAUAGGGAUCCUGGGAAGCGGCCCCCAGCGGCCGAGAUCUUGAAAAGGCCAGUCAUUCAAGACAUGGUCAGAAGGAUGCUGGAUGAAGUCAAAGAUGACUCCAAGGGUGAGGAGGACAAGGGCGAAAAAGUUGACAAGGAAAAGAGCGAGAAGGAGAAGGCAGACAAGCCCAGUCCGCCCAGCGCAGUGGCAGGUCCAUACGGCAGCGCGGCUGGCAAGUACAGCAAGGGAGAGCUGGUGGAGUACUACAGCGAGACCCACGGAGAGUGGUUGCCUGCCACAGUCACGGCGUCCAACGAUGAUGGCCGCGUCCAGUUGAACGUCAAGCCAGGUGUGUGGAUCUCUUUGGAGAUUCAGGGCGCCAAGGUGCGCCCUCGACAGGCAGCCUCCGCAGCCCCCGCCCCCGCAGCGAAUGGCAAGCCACCUGCAGGGGGUAGCCCUUCAGCGCGGGCGGAGAAGAGGCGUGUUCAGGCUUGCGCGCUGGCAGCCCCCGGCGGAAUCCCAGUAACGACCGGCGCGGGCGCACACCGCAGGGCCGGGCAGCGAGUCCAUCUGCAGCUGCUGGAAUGCCCUCUGCGCGGGGCAACAGUAGAGGACGAGGAGCUCUUCUCUGGCGUGCACGUGCCGGUGGUGUGCGGCCUUGCGCCCGAGUUGCGAAGUUUGGAGGCCAAAGUCGACGGCGAGACCCAGGAUGACUCCAUUCCUAUGUGGCAGUCUGCGGCCCGCGACGGACCAGUGCCUGUUUGGCGCCAUCAGCAGGUCCAAGAUGCAGUCCUGAAAUUCUGGGACCUUUGCAGGAAGGACGAGACCGGCAUCCCAGCGGGGGAGUUCCAUGGCAUCAUCUUGCGUUUCUUGCGCAUUUACCUGCCGGGCCUUUCCGAGGAACAGGAGCAGCGCCUUUGCGAGAACAGCUGGCAGGAGGCCUGCCAAGGCUGCGGAAGCCUGAAUUUCUCGAUCUUCUUCCGGGCCAUGGUACGCCUGGCUCAAUCCUGGAGCGACUCCAACGACCCUGAGGACUUCGCGGGGCUCUUGCAGGAACUGCUGAGCCGCAGCACGGCCUUCGAGUCUACGGACCUCAGUGGCCAGGUGCGCCGGGAGCCCCCGCAGCACAGGGUGCGCUUCCGCGCAGCCCAGCGUGGGGACGACCUGGGAGGCACUAGCGACUUCAGCGAGUGCCUGGAGCUGGUUUGCAGCGGAGACCUUGAUGCUGUCAAGGUGGAGGUUUUGUUGGACCAGGUACCCAAUGGCAUCAAUUACCACUCCUGCUUCUUCGAGGAGUUUGUGGCUCUACCGCAGACUGACCUGGCGCUACGCAGGGUGUGGCUGGAGGUGGCGGAGGUGUGGCCCCUGGGCUAUGCGGCGCUGAGGGCUCUGCAUCAGAUGGAGCGUCCGGAGAUGGUGCUGAACUGCUCCGGCAAAAAGGGCGAGACCAUCCAGGCCGUCCUUGAGUUGCUUCACAGAGACGAGGUGCUCUGCGAGGUCUCGCCGGAGCAGGUGGUCUGCGAAGGUCAGGCCUUCAGUGCCCAACAGUUCUUCGGGGCAGUGCAAAACGAUGGCAUGAUCAGCAGCAGCUUCUUGCUGAAACCUGACAGGAUGUCCUUCCUGCACAAACUCUCUAGCCUGCGGGAGAGCUUGCUGCUUCCGAGCAGCGCUCGUCUGGCGGCCGAGACAAUGGGCGCGGCCAAGCCACCACAGUGCUUACCCACCUUCCCAGACUUGCUCUCGGGCGCCUGGGUGGUGGAGCCUGCUGUGAACAGCACAGCCACGCCAGAGCAGCACGAGAGUCUCAUCGACUGCGGCUCUCUCAGUUCAGUGGCCGAGGCCUUCUUGGUGCACAAGGUGCUGCGCUUGCCCGGGCUGGACUCGGCGCUGGAGGAACCCGAGGUUCCGGAGGCGGCCAAGGCCAUCUACGACAGCUUCACGGCGCAGUUUCCGAAGGACGCGGAAGGCCUCAUCCCGAACGAUGAGGAUCUCAUAAACCUUGCCAGGACCUCCCCUCUCGCGCUAUGGGUAUUCGGCCAGUGCGACUCAGGUGCGUACAAGACGGAGGCGUGCCGGCGACUGGCGGACAAGCUGCAGCUGCAAUGGCUGCAGCCAGCUUAUGUGUUGGAGCUGGCCACGAAGACGCCGGCUGCGCACCGCAGCCCGCUGCAGCGGCGCUGCGUGGAACAGCUGCAGCGGGGGAUGACCGUAUCCGUGGGGGACGCAUUGAGGCUCACCAUGGAAAUGAUGUCCUCGGCGCUGUGCAAGGCCAACGGCUACAUCUUGGAUUUCCCUGCAGUGACCCAAGAGGAGUUGCCAGAGGUCCUGGAUUUCUUCGGGAAGGUGAAGGAGCUCUCUGGCAAGACUGAGGUGCCCUGGGGAGAGGUGUUGGAGGACACCGUGGAGCUGCCGGCGCUGGCGCCGGAGCCCGAGCCGCCCAAGCCGAAGGGGAAGGUGAGGCUGCGGAAGCAGCCGAGGCGCCGCGCCCGCGCCCAACUGCUGGGCCAACAUCUUGCCGAGGUGCGGCAGCGGCUCGAGACCAAAUAG